Molecule: messenger RNA, 3228 nt
Organism: Plenodomus lingam JN3
Lineage: Eukaryota; Fungi; Ascomycota; Dothideomycetes; Pleosporales; Leptosphaeriaceae
Source: RefSeq, a predicted model, not a curated record
AUGAGCCUGACGAGACAGGAACUGGAAGUGGACGAAAAGGCUCGACUUGUGGAGGAGGAGCCCGCCUGGAUACACGCUCCAUCGCGGAGACGGAUAGACCCCAUCUCUCUACUCAGCCACAUCUUUCAUCGUUACCUCCACAUCUUGAAACCCAGUUUCUUGACAGCCAGCGCUCAUACCCCUCCCCCGCGGCCCCGGCCCACCGCCUGGCUUGAUGGACUUCGAGGUUAUGCUGCCUUUGUCGUCUUCAUCUAUCACUUCCAGCAUCAAUAUCACAAGGCCUAUGACCUGGGUUAUGGCGGUAACGGUGGGGUCGACGACUACUGGAUAAUACAGUUACCUGUAAUGCGGGUAUUCUACCAUGGAAUUCCCUGUGUCCAGAUCUUCUGGGUUCUCUCGGGCGUGGCCCUGUCGCUCCGACCUCUCCAAUUAGCACGAAACCAGGACUGGAGCAAAUUCCACUCUUCCCUCUUCUCGUCCGUCUUUCGUCGUAUGCUUCGCCUCUAUUUGCCUUGCAUUGCCGUCUCAUUUGGCAUCUUGAUCGCAAUGCUUUCGGGUUUCUAUGACUAUGCCGACUGGCGCAUGAAACACAAGCCAUUCUACAAUAUGCCGCGAAGGAGGCCCUUUGUGCUCCCAACAAUGCGUGCCCAAAUCAUCGACUGGGCAGUAGAGACGUGGAAAUGGAGCAACCCGCUAUCCUCACACGGAUACCGCUACAACAGCCAUUUCUGGACUAUCCCCACCGAGUUUUUCAAUUCGAUACUCCUGUUUGCCACACUCGCUGGCUACUCCAAAUUGAAACCCAGAGUCAGAGCCGGAUGCACUGCGGCGCUGUAUGGCUACACCCUUCUCUCAGGCUUAUGGGACGUGUCCCUAUUCUUCGGGGGCAUGGCUUGUGCCGAGUACAUUUUGGUGCUUGCUGAACACGAGCAGCAGCUACCAUCCUACAAAGGCAAAGCCAGCGCGUCUCUCGCAGCGAGAAUAACACAGCGCAUCCCAAAAUGGGCAUGGAUCUUGGCCUUUUAUGUAUCCUGCCAUCUACUCUCUUUCCCGCCUGCAAAGUAUGCCGAUGCCCUCGGCUUCAGCACCCUUACCAAGCUUACUCCUCCGACCCUCAAACCACCCAAGUUCUGGCGCGCCAACGGCGCAGUCCUCUUACUCUUUACCUUAUCCGGCGGAAAGUUCUUCCAACCCCUCUUCGCCAAUCGCUUCACCGUCUAUCUGGGCAAAAUCUCGUUUCCUCUCUAUCUCCUGCAUGGACCUAUGAACCGCAUGCUGGGUUACAGGCUUGUUCCCUUGUUCUGGCGCUUCACAGGUGCAGACACACUCGUCGGAUAUGAAGCUGGUGUGGCACUCGGAUGGUGUGCCGAGGCCAUCGUUCUCGUUUGUCUGGCAGAUUUCGUGGAGAGGGUGGUUGAUCAGCCGAGUGUCAACUUUGGGCGGUGGCUGGAGAAGAAGUGUACCGUAAAGUCUUUCCAGUGUCAAGGCAUGCAUGCGCUCACACCGCUUCCCGCCUCAUCAAAUUGGGAAGAACCUUCCUUGUCCAGCGGGAAUUCGUCUGCAGCCAAGAAUGGGCCACCCGGGCCGGGAAAACUCCGGCGAUUCUUUACGGACCUCCCUCAGAAGCCCGCGUCACCAAAAUUGCAAGACCGUCAAAUAGUUGGCUGCUUUUGCCUUGGCGAGUGUGCUAUUCAAUGGAGCACAUGUCCUGCGGAGGGGUGGAAAUGUACAAGUCCACCCAUGCCGGCAGUCCAAAACACGAGCCAUGACAUCGACACGGAAAGCCGAUACGGCAGUGGAGAUAAGUGUUCACUCUCACGUUUCUUCAUCCUAUCAAUUUUUUCUGUCAUGACGAAGCACACCAAUCUUUUGACGUGCGGGCUAGCUCUUGCAAGCUCAGUCGCAAGUGCAAGUUUGGUCUCCCGCCAGAGUAACGACACAUCUUACCUGGAUGCCAUCUCGGAAUAUGUCGACUCCAUCCAGGAUGACAUAUGGAACAUCAGCAAGACCCUCCAUGACAACCCUGAGCUAGGGUUCAAGGAAGUCAAAGCACAUCACCUUCUUACCUCAUUCAUGGAAGCUCAAGAUGGGUGGAACGUCACCAGGUCAUUAUACAACAUCAGUACCAGCUUCUCUGCCGUCUUUGAGGGUUCGGGGGAUGGUCCCAUUGUCAGCUUCAACUCGGAAUAUGAUGCAUUACCCAACCUCGGCCAUGCCUGCGGGCACAACCUCAUUGCUGUGGUUGGUGUCACAGGUGCACUUGCUACAGCCAAAAUUAUGAAGGAGCAAAACCUCCCCGGCAAGGUCAUCCUCUUCGGCACUCCAGCAGAAGAGAGUCUCGGAGGCAAAGUCGACAUGCUGGACGCCGGCAUCUUCGACGACUACAAAAUCGACAUCAGCUUAAUGGCACACCCCACCAACGGCCCAGACUCACCCUACAUGCGCACCUUCUCCACCAGCCGGCUGGAUCUCGAGUACCACGGCAAGACGGCACACGCCUCCGCCGCGCCCCACGAGGGCAUCAACGCCCAAGACGCCCUCGUCCUAGCAUACAGCGCCAUUGGCAUGUUACGCCAACAAUCCCAACGAUCCGACCAAAUCCACGGCAUCAUCACCUCGGGCGGCACCUCCAUCAACGUCAUCCCCGACCUCUCCACCGCAUCCUUCCAGAUCCGGGCCAAGGACGACGCAGACCUCGAACCCUGGACCAACCGCCUCCUCAAGUGCUUCGAAGCCGGUGCCGUAGCCACAGGCGCAAAACUCAAUCUCACCAUGCGCGAUAACAGCUACAGCGCCAUGCUCUCAAACGACGUGCUCGCUUCUUCCUGGUCAAGACACUUUGUAGCGCUCGGCGGCCAGGUUCCGGACCCGGCUAUUGAUAAGAUCAAAGAGCAAUCUGGGAGUACGGAUCACGGCAACAUGAGCAAGAAGUUCCCCGCCAUUCAACCCCUCUUUCAAAUCUUCAAUGAGAAUGGUAGUGCGCCGACGGGGGGACCGCAUACGGCUUCAUUCGAGACUGCGGCGGGUACGAGGCGGUCGCUGGAGAAGGCGCUGAUGACUGCAAAGGGGUUGGCGGGUGUGGCGGUGGAUGUUUUGGCUGUGGAGGGUAUGUUGGAUGCGGUGAAGAAGGAGUUGGAAGGGCUUGAGCAGGGGAGGAGGAGGAGGAGGGGGUUGAGUCGGGAUGUCAAGCGAGCGAGGCCUAUGAUUGAUGACUUGCAUUUUCAUUGA